Molecule: messenger RNA, 665 nt
Organism: Chrysoperla carnea
Lineage: Eukaryota; Metazoa; Arthropoda; Insecta; Neuroptera; Chrysopidae
Product: GATA zinc finger domain-containing protein 13-like
Exons: 3
Coding region: 3-665 (220 amino acids)
Cellular component (GO): nucleus
Molecular function (GO): zinc ion binding
Source: RefSeq, a predicted model, not a curated record
AAAUGUCCUUAACGUUCACAUCGGUAACUAAAUAUGAUUUUGAUAAAAUAUGUAGAACUUGUUUAGAAUUCAAGCAAGGGAUGAUUUCCAUCUGCACAUCUGAAUCAGAUGUUUUACAAAUGUUACAAAUUUUUACAACAAUUAAGAUAAAUGAAAAUAAUGAAUUACCGACACAAAUUUGUAAUGAUUGUAUUUUUAAAACUUACCAAACAAUUAAUUUUAAAAAACAGUGUGAACGAUCCGAACAAUAUUUAUUAGAAUUAUUAAAUGAACAGACCAACGAUGAUAAAAAAUGGUUUAAAAAUACAACAACAGACAAAGAUAACACUAUUGAAAAUAUAUCAAUAAAAAGUGAAAAAGAAAAUGAACUUGAUAUCAAAGAUGAGCCACAUCAAUUUAAGGAUAAUGAUGAUGAUGUAAUAAGUGAUAAUGAUAAUAAUUCAAUGAUCAGUAGUGAUGAUGAUAAUAAUGAUAAUGAUGAAUUAAAAGUAUUAACGGAUGAUAGUAUUAACGUACAAUAUAAUAAUGAUAAUAAUAGGUUAUCGUUACGUAAAGCUCGCAUUAAUUGGUUACAAAGUUUAAGUACAGAUCAAUGUGAUUUAAGAUUCUAUGAGAAUGGUAAUUAUCAAAGACAUAUGCAGCGUCAUCAACGAGAUGCUAAGUAA